Epinephelus moara (kelp grouper) is the source of this 2115-nucleotide messenger RNA. RefSeq names its product thyroid hormone receptor interactor 4 (gene trip4). The record is from RefSeq and is a predicted model, not a curated record. NCBI's taxonomy places the organism in Eukaryota, Metazoa, Chordata, Actinopteri, Perciformes, Serranidae. The transcript is spliced from 13 exons. Gene Ontology annotation, cellular component: nucleus. Bases 89 to 1810 code for a protein of 573 amino acids. Gene Ontology annotation, molecular function: zinc ion binding. Gene Ontology annotation, biological process: regulation of DNA-templated transcription.
ACACAGGCUCUCAUUCAGUUUUGGCUUGAAGAGACGCAGCUACAUUUGGUUUGAGCUUUGAGUUUAAAGUGUCUUUUGUCUAUAAAAAAUGUCGGAGGCUUUGUUGCAGUGGUGUGUGGACCAGUUACACCACAAGUUUGGGCUGGAGGCUUGUGAAGACAUCGUGCAAUACAUUCUUACCAUCGAAAAUGCUGAAGAGAUUGAGGAGUAUGUUGGAGACCUCCUGCAGGGCACCGAUGGGAGAAAAGGGGAGUUCAUAAAAGACUUCCUCAGCAGAUGGAAGAAGACUCGAAUACAGGCUGCAGAUCCUGCAAGUCCUUUCCUUCUUAAGGAAUCUUUUUCAUCAGCAGAUUCACAAGAUAUGACCAAAGAUACCCAGAAGAAGUCGAAACGCAAGGGCCGUAACAAACAGGAGCUGCCGACUGUGAGUCAGACUGAGCCUGAGCCAGAGGCAGUCAAAACCCCCAUCGAUCUGAUGAGGGCCCAAGAAAGCAGCAACACUUCUUCAACAAAGAAGAAAAGUAAGUUUGUCAAUCUCUACGCUAAAGAGGGCCAAGACAAGCUGUCUAUCCUCCUCCCAGGUCGACAUGCCUGUGACUGCCUCGCCCAAAAGCACAAACUGAUCAACAACUGCAUCAGCUGUGGUCGCAUCGUGUGUGAGCAGGAGGGCUCAGGACCUUGCCUCUUCUGUGGAAGUCUGGUCUGCACAAGAGAGGAGCAGGAGAUUCUGCAACGAGACUCCAACAAAAGCCAGAAGCUAAGAAAGAAGCUUAUGGGAGACGGAGGAGAAAGAGACUAUCUCCCACACCAAGAGGCCAAGAUGAAGGCUGGCUUGGAGAAGGCUGUGCAGCACAAAGACAAACUGCUGGAAUAUGACAGGAACAGUGUGAGGAGAACGCAGGUCCUGGAUGAUGAGUCGGACUACUUUGCCACUGAUUCCAAUCAGUGGUUGUCACCUGGUGAGCGAGAGAAGCUGAGGAAAAAGGAAGAGGAGCUGAGAGAGCUUCGCCAUGCCUCGCGCAAGGACAGGAAGAUCACGUUGGAUUUUGCCGGCAGACAAGUGAUUGAUGAGGGAAACAACCUCAACGAGUACUACAACAAGUUGGAUGAGACCAUCAAGGCCAUGAACAGCGACUCAACGUCAAGAUCACCCAUGUUUUCUGGGAAACAAGGUGGAAGGCAGACCCUCAGAGAGCUGGUCAACCCCAACAUCAUGCAGUCUGCACCAGAGUGGGUGGAUGUUGGAGGCGGCGAAAGCUACAAGAGAAACACAAAGCAGGAAAAGAGCUCGGCGGAGGACAAGGGAGGAGAGGAACGUCACAAGCUGCGGCUCCAAGACAAAGAGCUGCAGGAGAUGUCUGACGGGGGCUGGUGCCUCAGCAUGCACCAACCGUGGGCCACACUGCUCGUCAAAGGCAUCAAGAGGGUUGAGGGGCGAACUUGGUACACAUCCCACCGGGGUCGCCUUUGGAUUGCUGCUGCAGCCAAGAAGCCCACUCCUCAGGAGAUAGCUGAGGUGGAAGCCAUGUACCGCCACAUCUACAGGAGAGAGCCCAGGUUUCCCAAAGACUAUCCCACUGGCUGCUUGUUGGGCUGCGUCAACAUGACCGACUGCCUGUCUCAGGAGCAGUUCAGAGAACAGUUCCCUGAUACCUGUGAGGAGUCUGCUUCCCCAUUCGUCUUCAUCUGUACCAACCCCCAGGAGCUGCUGGUGAAAUUCCCCAUGAAAGGGAAACACAAGAUCUGGAAGCUGGAGAGUCACUACCACCAGGGUGCCAAGAAGGGGCUGGUCCCGUCAGCUGCAGAGUGAUGUUAGGAGGAGACGCUGAGGAGGAAAAACAGGCUAAUCUCACGGGAACAUGGCACACAAUGUUUUCCAAAAAACAGCUUCGCCCUCCACUGGGUUGUCCUGACAUUUUAUCAGGAGUUAUCGACGCUGGCAUAUUACCAGUAUCAGCUCUGUCCUUGUUUAUAAUCAGUUGCAUUUGCAUUUCACAUCAGGAACACUGAUUAAAUGUAUGCAGUACAUGCACAUAUAAUUAACAUUUUGACAAAUUUCUACAUUCAGCUUUGUUUCUAUUUGAUUGUUUGAGGAAAUAAAAAACAGAUCAUUAA